This is a messenger RNA of Micropterus salmoides (largemouth bass), 1668 nucleotides long. RefSeq names its product sulfotransferase 2B1-like. Gene Ontology annotation, biological process: sulfation. Gene Ontology annotation, cellular component: cytoplasm. NCBI's taxonomy places the organism in Eukaryota, Metazoa, Chordata, Actinopteri, Centrarchiformes, Centrarchidae. Gene Ontology annotation, molecular function: sulfotransferase activity. The record is from RefSeq and is a predicted model, not a curated record. The transcript is spliced from 6 exons. The coding region runs from base 87 to 950 and encodes 287 amino acids.
AGAGGAUCCAAUCAGAAAGUCAAGUCGAGGUCCAACAGCUCAGUUGGAAGUUGGAGCUGCUGGAAUUCUGCUCAUUGCUUUGAACUAUGACUGAGGCAGAGUUGUACACGCGGUACAAGGGGGUCUAUGUGCCUUCAGGUCUGCACCCUCCACAGAGCCUGAAAUACUACGAGGAGUUCACUUUUCGCCCAGAUGAUACUCUCAUCGCGACGUAUCCCAAGUCAGGUACGACCUGGCUGCAGGAGAUUGUUCCUCUGAUCAUGAGUGGAGGAGAUCCAGCUUCCGUUGAGACUCUUCAUAACUGGGACCGCGUUCCCUGGCUGGAGGAGAGCCGGGCCUGCAUCCUCAACCUUGAAGCGAGACCGUCACCCCGUAUUUUUACGACACACUUCCACUACAACAUGAUGCCACCAUCCUUCUUUGAAGUAAAGCCAAAGGUCAUCUACGUCAUGAGGAACCCCAAAGAUGUGUUUACAUCCUCCUUUCACUAUUAUGGGAUAACAAACUUCCUGGUACACCCCGGCCCACAGAGCGACUUCCUCCACAAGUUCCUUGAUGGAGACGUUAUUUUUGGCUCUUGGUUUGACCAUGUGAAGAGUUGGCUGAAUGCUGAAGAUAAAGAGCGCAUACUGUACAUCUCCUAUGAAGAGCUGAUAAUGGACCUGAAGGACUCUGUGGCCAGAAUCGCUCAGUUCUUGGAGAAAUCACUGGACACUGAGGUGAUAGAGAAGAUAGCAGACCGGUGUUUGUUCAAGAACAUGAAGCAGAACAAAAUGUCAAACUACUCCGCAGUUCCUUCUGAAUUCAUGGACCAGACAAAGUCAGAAUUUCUCAGGAAAGGAAUUGCCGGAGACUGGAAAAACCAACUAACAGCGGCAGAAGCACAGCACUUUGAUGCUGUUUACAAAGACAGAAUGAAAGAUGUCAAAUAUAAGUUUGCAUGGGAUUAAAAUAAAUUCACUGAAAAUUCUUAAUGGAAAUCAUCCCACCAUACUGUGAUGUAGUGUUGUAGUACUCGAGACCGGUCUUGGUCUUAAGACCACAUAUUGAUGGUCUUGUCUCAGUCUCGGACAUUGAGGACUCGGGAUUUUAUUUCAAGACCAUAACUUUGGGAAUAUCAAUAAAUUGCUUUUGACUAUCUGAUAUGUUAACAACCUAACUUUGAUUGGAAGUAAAACAAAUUGCUUCAAAUGCAACCAAUAACCCUAAUUAACGACGUCACCCCUCCCUGCGAUGCUUAUGUUGAUUUCAGCUCUUAGUGUUUGUAUGUGGGUGUUUUAAUGGGAAUGUGGAUCUUUCAGAUCAAUUUGUGAAGUACCUAUGAUCUCGUUCCACAUUGUAUUGCAUGCCAUGCAAUGCCCUCCCUCGGUCUUGGUCUUGGAUCAGUCUCAGCCCCUAAAAGUCUCGUAUUGGUCUCGAUAAACUCUGGCCUUGGUCUUGACUACAACACUACUGUGAUGCACAGAAACCUCUGAAGAUGCAGUUGAUUUACUUCAAUUUAAAGGCCAUAAUGAUCUUAUUAUCAAUAACUAUAACAGUAACUGGUAUACAUAUAUAUAUAUACCAGACGUUGUGUAUCACAUACUCACGAGUACAGAAAGAGCAUACUAACACAUGUUAAUAAAUAAACAAAUAAAUAAACAGUUGACCUUUUUACUCUUCCUGAAA